Opisthocomus hoazin is the source of this 1122-nucleotide messenger RNA. Its product is annotated as alpha-1-antiproteinase F. NCBI's taxonomy places the organism in Eukaryota, Metazoa, Chordata, Aves, Opisthocomiformes, Opisthocomidae. The record is from RefSeq and is a predicted model, not a curated record. Gene Ontology annotation, molecular function: serine-type endopeptidase inhibitor activity.
AUGCCACGGCAGAUUGUAGGGAACAGUGUUUGUCAGUUUGCGUGUUGUUUCUACAAAGAGAUUUCUUCUCAUGACAACAGUGGGAAUGUUUUCUUCUCUCCUUUGAGCAUCUCUACUGCCUUUGCAAUGCUGACUCUGGGUGCCAGAUCAGAUACUCUGACACAGAUUCUUAGGGUCCUUAGCUUUAACCCACAUGAAAUUUCUGAAAAUGAAAUACUUGAAGGUUAUCGCCAACUCAUGCAAAUGGUAAACAGAAAGAAUGAGGGGUUGCAGCUGAAUAUGGGAAACGUCCUGUUUGUGCUUGACCGACUGAAGCCACAAGAGAAAUUUUUAAAUAAUCUCAGAAACUUCUUUGAAGGAGAAGCUUAUCCUAUGAACUUCAAGAGGGCUGAUCAAGCCCAGAUAAAGAUCAAUGAAUAUGUAGCAGGAAGAACCAAUGGGAAAAUCAAGGACCUCAUAAAUAACCUUGAUCCACUUACUGAAAUUCUCCUUAUUAGCUAUAUUUAUUUUAACGCUGAAUGGGAAAAACCUUUUGAUCCAAAAUACACUAAAAAGAACAAAUUCUUUGUGGAUGGGAACAAGGCUGUUGAAGUCCCAAUGAUGUUUGGAAUGGGCCUGUUCAAGCACGGCUAUGACGAACAACUGUCUUCUACUGUGGUGCAAAUGGAUUACAAAGGAGGUGCUUCGGCAUUUUUUAUUCUGCCUGAUAAAGGAAGAAUGAGGAAGCUGGAGAAAAGAUUAUCUUGUGAACGUAUGGCAAGAUGGAGGACAUUAGUCUCAAAAAGUUCAGCAAAUUUGUAUCUUCCGAAAUUCACUCUUUAUGGAACAUAUAACCUAAAAAAUAUUUUAUAUAAAAUGGGCAUCAUGGAUAUAUUCACUGAUAAGGCUGACCUGUCUGGGAUCACUGGGCAGCCCCAGCACAGAAUUUCCCAGGCUAUUCAUAAGGCUGUGGUAAAGGUGGAUGAGACUGGCACCGAAGCAGCAGCUGCCACAGGCAUGGAAAUAGUGCCUAUGUCCGUUCCAGCUACCAUUUCAUUCAACAGGCCCUUCUUAAUGGUCAUAACUAUGGACAGGAAUAUACUCUUCAUGGGAAAAAUUGUGAACCCUCUGAGAACAGAUUAA